This is a messenger RNA of Parnassius mnemosyne (clouded apollo), 1539 nucleotides long. Lineage: Eukaryota; Metazoa; Arthropoda; Insecta; Lepidoptera; Papilionidae. The record is from the annotation of a GenBank genome assembly.
AUGAACGGUGUAAAGUGGUUAUUGUUCAUGUGCAUAGCGUUCCUUCACGGGUACGUGUGGUGCAGGACGAUAUUUUUGGAAGUGAAUUCACCUACGCUCGAGGAGUUGGGCUUCAUGAGGAGGUAUGGCUAUCUGCCAGAAGAGCAGGGCGACUUUGACUUUGCCUACACGCCGCACUCCAUCUCCGAGGCCGUGAAGAAGAUGCAGCUGUUUGCUGGUCUCCCGCCGACUGGCAAUCUAGACCCGGUGACAAGGAGCUUUUUUAAGAAAAAACGCUGCGGUGUCAAAGAUAUAUCAUCCCCGUCAAGGAACCGCAGAUAUAUCCUACAACAGGGAUGGGGAAAGAAGAUCAUAAGCUAUAGAGUGCUUAACGGUUCGAGCACGUUGGACAAGGAGCGAGUCAGGACAUUGAUGGCAGACGGACUAGCGGUGUGGGCGCCACACGGCGGUCUUCGUUUCCAGCAGCAGGACGACGGGCAUGCAGACAUACAGGUGUCGUUCGCCAGCAGGGAUCAUGGAGACGGGUUUCCUUUUGACGGGCCAGGUCACGUGGUGGCCCACGCGUUCCCGCCUCCCCACGGCGCGAUGCACUUCGACGACGACGAGCUCUGGGGCGACGGGACCAGCGACGACACCGACGAUGACAUCACCGACUUCUUCGCAGUCGCCGUCCACGAGAUCGGCCACGCGCUGGGCCUGUCCCACUCGAACGUCAAAUCGUCGGUCAUGUACCCCUAUUAUCAAGUUCCUGUCGAGAAACUGCAUAUGGAUGACAUAUUGGGAAUGCAGGAGCUUUAUCUAAAAGAUGAGCUGCCAUCAUCGGCGGAGAGCACGGAGAGUCCGAGCCAGUCGCGCUCGUCCCUGGCUCCGCACUUCACCAAGGCUGACUACAGCGACGAGGAGGAUCUACCCGACCUCUGCUUCACUAAUUAUGAUACCAUACAAGUCAUACAGGGCAAAAUAUACGUCUUUGAAGAGGAGUGGGUGUGGGUGCUGUCGGAGCGGCAGCGAAUCGACCCAGGCUUCCCGCGCCGCUUCCACGACGUCUUCAUCGGCCUGCCCAAGCACGUGACCAGCAUCAAGACCGUCUACGAAAAACGCAACGGAAACAUUGCUGUGUUUUCAGGCCGAGUGUACUGGGAGUUCAGUUCAACGUUCCGUCUCCUGCGUCGUGGGAAGCUAUCAGACUACGGUCUACCGCGUUAUUUGCCUGGACUUUCCACCGUCUUCGUUUCCAACUACAACAACAAGACCUACCUUAUUGAACACGAGCGCUACUGGCGCUAUGACGAGGAUCGUGGCAGGAUGGACCCCGGUUACCCGAAAGAGAUGUCCGCGUGGCGGCUCGUACCGUAUCCCGUGGACGCUGCCAUUAUUUGGCAAGGAGAUACAUAUUUCUUCCAUGGGCCUCGAUUUUGGCGAUUCGAUAACGAGUUGGUGCAGGCCCAUAGGUAUUACCCGCUGCCAACUGCGCAGAUCUGGUUUCCCUGCGAGCCCACGCCGGAGAUGGGCAAAUACGUUACCAACGAUGAACCAUGA